Plasmodium vinckei vinckei is the source of this 1632-nucleotide messenger RNA. RefSeq names its product T-complex protein 1 subunit theta, putative. Gene Ontology annotation, cellular component: chaperonin-containing T-complex. The record is from RefSeq and is a predicted model, not a curated record. Bases 1 to 1632 code for a protein of 543 amino acids. Gene Ontology annotation, molecular function: ATP hydrolysis activity; ATP binding; ATP-dependent protein folding chaperone. Lineage: Eukaryota; Apicomplexa; Aconoidasida; Haemosporida; Plasmodiidae. Gene Ontology annotation, biological process: protein folding. The transcript has 2 exons.
AUGUUUGCGAACAAGCUCGGAAUGAACGCCCUCCUAAAGGACGGAUACAGGGUCGUGAAAAACAGUGAAGAUGCAAUUUUAAAAAAUAUAGAAGCAUGUAAAGAGAUAUCAGCAAUAUUACAAACAUCCCUAGGACCCAAAUGUAUGAACAAAUUAAUAGUUAACCAUAUAAAUAAAAAAAUAGUUUCAAGUGAUUGUAUAACUAUUUUAAAUGAUCUAGAAAUAAACCAUCCUGUUGUUAAUAUUUUAAAAAAAUUAUCUGAAACAAUGAAUUAUGAGUAUGGUGAUAAUACAAAUUAUGUUUUUACUAUAGCUACUGAAAUGCUAGAGAAAGCUAGCUAUUUAAUUCAUGAUGGGUUCAAUGUAAAUGAUAUAAUAAAUGGGUUCAAAAUUGGAUAUAAUGAAAUAGAUAAAAUAUUAACAGAAUCAACUAGCUAUAAAAUUGAAAAUUUUUAUGAUGAUAAAGAAAUAUUUAAAGUUAUAAAAUCGGCAAUGGGUACAAAAAAACUAUCAAAUAAUUAUGAUACCCUAAUUGGCUUAUUAUCAAAAUGUUUAUCAACUUUAAUGCCAGAAAAAAUUGAAACAUUUGAUGUUGAUAAUAUAAGAAUAACAAAAUUAAAUGGAGGAAAUUUAAUAGAUUCACAAUUUUUAAUGGGUAUGGUUAUAUCUAAAGAACCAAAUGGAAUUGUAAAAAAAAAAGAAAAUGCACAAGUUAUGAUACUCAAUUGUGGAUUAGAAGCAGCAACAACAGAAACAAAAGGAACAGUACUAUUACGAAAUGCCCAAGAACUAGUAAAUUUUACUAAAGGUGAAGAAGAUCAAAUGAAAAAAAUUAUUGAAAAUAUAAAACAAGCUGGUGUUGAUGUUAUAAUUGUAAAUGGUGCAAUUUCUGAUAUUGCUCAACAUUUCUGUGAUGCAAAUAAUAUUAUGACAUUAAAAAUUACAUCUAAAUUUGAAACUAUACGAAUAUGUAAAUUGUUAAAUGUUCAUUCACUAGUUAAAUUAAGAACCCCAGAACCCGAAGAAAUCGGAAAAGUAUCCUCUAUUUAUGUAACCGAAAUUGCAUCUAAAAAAGUUACAAUAAUUAAUUCAAAAAAUAAAAAACUCGGAACAAUUCUUUUAAGAGGUGCUACUAACAACCUUCUUGAUGAAACAGAAAGAUGUAUACAUGAUGGAAUCAAUGCAAUUAAAAAUGCCAUAAAAAGUAAUUCAUUUGUUUAUGGAGGUGGAUGUGCAGAAGUUCAAUUAUAUUACAAAAUCAAACAAUUAUCACAAGAAUUAAAAGGAAUAGAUAAUUGUUCUGUUAAAAUGUUUGCAGAAUCAUUUUUAUCUAUACCUAGAAUAUUAGCAACCAAUUCAGGAUAUAACAACACAGAUGUAAUUAACCGUCUUAUUAGUGAACACUCUAAAGGAAAUAUUGAAGCUUGUGUAAAUACAGACAGAAAUGAUGAAUUUAUUACAUCAGCAAAAAAAAAUAAUAUAUAUGAUAAUCUUAAAUGCAAAAAAUAUGCUAUAGAUCUUGCUUUUGAAGCUUUACAAACUAUACUUAAAAUCGAUCAAAUUAUUUUAGCUAAACCCGCAGGUGGCCCUAAACCUAGGGAUAAAAACCCAGACUUUGAUGAAAAUUUCUGA